AUGACGCUGGGCUUGGAGCAGGCUGAGGAGCAGCGGCUGUACCAGCAGACGCUCCUUCAGGACGGCCUCAAGGACAUGCUGGACCACGGCAAGUUCCUGGACUGCGUGGUGCGCGUGGGCGAGCGCGAGUUCCCGUGCCACCGCCUGGUACUGGCCGCCUGCAGCCCCUACUUUCGCGCGCGCUUUCUGGCAGAGCCCGAUGGCGCGCGAGAGCUGCGCCUGGAGGAGGUGUCGCCCGACGUGGUGUCCCAGGUGCUGCACUACCUGUACACAUCGGAGAUCGCGCUGGACGAGGCAAGCGUGCAGGACCUCUUCGCCGCGGCGCACCGAUUCCAGAUCCCGUCCAUCUUCACCAUUUGCGUGUCGUUCCUUCAGAAGCGCCUGUGCUUGGCCAAUUGCCUGGCUGUCUUCCGCCUCGGCCUCCUACUAGACUGCGCGCGCCUGGCGGUGGCAGCGCGCGACUUCAUCUGCUCGCGCUUCCCGCUGGUGGCGCGCGACAGCGACUUCCUGGGGCUCUCCGCUGACGAACUGAUCGCCAUCAUCUCCAGCGACGGCCUCAAUGUGGAAAAGGAGGAGGCAGUGUUCGAGGCGGUGAUGCGCUGGGCCGGCAGCGGCGAUGCCGAGGCCCAGGCGGAGCGUCAGCGCGCACUGCCUACCGUCUUUGAGAGCAUUCGCUGCCGCCUGCUGCCUCGCGCCUUCCUGGAGAGCCGCGUGGAGCGCCAUCCACUUGUGCGCGCCCAGCCCGAGCUGUUGCGCAAGGUGCAGAUGGUGAAGGAUGCACAUGAGGGCCGCCUCACUACACUACGCAAGAAGAAGAAGGAGAAGGGAGAGAAAGCCGUCCAGGCCAAGGAGGCCAACCAGGGUGCAGCAGACGCCAAGGCUGAGGACGAUGAGGAACGCGUACUGCCUGGGAUCCUCAACGAUACCCUACGCUUCGGCAUGUUCCUGCAAGACCUCAUCUUCAUGAUCAGCGAGGAGGGUGCAGUGGCCUACGACCCAGCUGCCAACGAAUGCUACUGUGCAUCUCUGUCCACCCAGAUCCCCAAGAACCACGUCAGCCUGGUGACCAAGGAGAACCAGGUCUUCGUGGCCGGUGGCCUCUUCUACAAUGAGGACAACAAGGAGGACCCUAUGAGUGCUUACUUUCUGCAGUUUGACCAUUUGGACUCUGAGUGGCUGGGGAUGCCGCCACUUCCCUCACCACGCUGCCUCUUCGGCCUGGGGGAGGCUCUCAACGCCAUCUACGUGGUCGGUGGCCGGGAGCUCAAGGACAGUGAGGACAGCCUGGACUCAGUCCUGUGCUAUGACAGGCUGUCAUUCAAGUGGGGUGAAUCGGACUCACUGCCCUAUGCAGUAUAUGGUCACGCGGUGCUUUCCCACAUGGACCUGGUCUACGUCAUUGGCGGCAAAGGCAAGGACAGGAAAUGUUUAAGCACGAUGUGUGUCUAUGACCCCAAGAAGUUUGAGUGGAAGGAGCUGGCGCCCAUGCAGACAGCCCGCUCACUCUUCGGGGCCACCGUCCAUGAUGGCCGCAUCUUUGUGGCUGCAGGGGUGACAGACACAGGGCUUACCAGCUCCACGGAGGUGUACAGCAUUGCAGACAACAAGUGGUCCUCUUUUGAGGCCUUCCCACAGGAGCGCAGCUCGCUCAGCCUGGUCAGCCUAGCUGGCACUCUCUAUGCCCUGGGUGGCUUUGCCACUCUGGAGACUGAGUCUGGAGAGCUGGUCCCCACAGAACUCAAUGACAUAUGGAGAUUCAAUGAGGACGAGAAGAAGUGGGAGGGGGUCCUGCGGGAGAUCGCCUAUGCAGCCGGUGCCACUUUCCUCCCUGUACGCCUCAAUGUGCUUCGCCUGACCAAGAUGUGACCAGUGCAAGGCCCUAACUGAGCCUCCUUCCUGUCCUGUGGCCUCACAACAAAUGCCUUGUGGGAUCCAGAGAGGAGCUGGGAGAGGCCAGUAUGAGCCAGAGAGGCUACUUCAGUCAGGAAAGUGACGGAAGAGAUUUCUCCAUGUCUCCUCAAGGACUGAAAAGCUAGGCAGGCAUCCCAGGCUGUGUUCUGGCUCUGCCCAUGUUGGCUGUGUGUGCCCAUUACGUCUCCUAAGGGACUCAGUGUCUGUGCCCACCAUAUGGGAGUGUCUGUUGUUGGCACCUUCUGGUGUUAACCCAGACCUCCCUUAGGAAGCUCAGGGGCAAUAAACUGCCUUCUGAGCAUCUAACCCAGGGUCUAGAAUUAGCCACCACAAAGAGCCAGUGUCUAGAGGGCUGAAGAUUAAGGGCUUGACUAUACCAGUGUUGGGCUGUCAACGUGGGUGGCCCUGCCCUCACAGGACACCCCAUCAUGUCCUGUGAAUGGCCCUUC
Molecule: messenger RNA, 2360 nt
Organism: Peromyscus eremicus (cactus mouse)
Lineage: Eukaryota; Metazoa; Chordata; Mammalia; Rodentia; Cricetidae
Gene: Klhl40
Product: kelch like family member 40
Exons: 6
Coding region: 1-1866 (621 amino acids)
Biological process (GO): negative regulation of protein ubiquitination; skeletal muscle fiber development; negative regulation of proteasomal ubiquitin-dependent protein catabolic process
Cellular component (GO): A band; I band
Molecular function (GO): protein binding
Source: RefSeq, a predicted model, not a curated record